Messenger RNA from Pteropus alecto (black flying fox), 1961 nucleotides. It is a transcript of the gene NHERF1, whose product is annotated as SLC9A3 regulator 1. Gene Ontology annotation, cellular component: apical plasma membrane. The transcript is spliced from 6 exons. Gene Ontology annotation, biological process: protein localization to plasma membrane. NCBI's taxonomy places the organism in Eukaryota, Metazoa, Chordata, Mammalia, Chiroptera, Pteropodidae. The record is from RefSeq and is a predicted model, not a curated record. The coding region runs from base 228 to 1304 and encodes 358 amino acids. Gene Ontology annotation, molecular function: protein-membrane adaptor activity; signaling receptor binding.
UCUGGAACUCUCAGACGCGGCGCGGGGCGGGGAUUGGCUUCUUCCUCGGCUCAUAGCAGUUCGCGGCUGCAGUUCGUGGGACACCUGCUAGUUCCUCCGGCGCGGGGGCUUCUUGCCGCGCUCUCUCCAGCCUCCCGGUCCGCAGGGCUGGGUAAAGGGCUGGACCGUCCGGUCUCCGAUCCCUUUACAGGACUCCGCGUCGCGCCGCUGAGCCGUCGCAGGGCGAGAUGAGCGCGGACGCAGCGGCCGGGGCGCCCCUGCCCCGGCUCUGCUGCCUGGAGAAGGGUCCGAACGGCUAUGGCUUCCACCUGCACGGGGAGAAGGGCAAGGUGGGCCAGUUCAUCCGGCUGGUGGAACCCGGCUCGCCAGCCGAGAGGUCGGGGCUGCUGGCCGGAGACCGGCUCGUGGAGGUGAACGGCGAGAACGUAGAGAAGGAGACCCACCAGCAGGUGGUGAGCCGCAUCCGCGCGGCGCUCAACGCCGUGCGUCUGCUGGUGGUCGACCCCGAGACGGACGAGCGGCUGCAGAAGCUGGGCGUCCAGGUCCGGGAGGAGCUGCUGCGCACCCAGGAAGGGCCCUCGCAGGCCGAGCCGCCGGCCGCCGCCGAGGCGCAGGGGGCUGGCGACGAAAAUGAGCCACAGGCCGCCGCGCCGGAACCGGGGGAGGCGGAGAAGAGCCAUCCGGAGCUGCGUGAGCUUCGGCCUCGGCUCUGCACCAUGAAGAGGGGCGCCAACGGCUAUGGCUUCAACCUGCACAGCGACAAGUCCAAGCCAGGCCAGUUCAUCCGGUCAGUGGACGCAGACUCGCCCGCCGAAGCCUCAGGGCUCCAGGCCCAGGAUCGCAUCGUAGAGGUGAACGGGGUCUGCAUGGAGGGCAAGCAGCACGGGGACGUGGUAUCUGCCAUCAAGGCUGGUGGGGACGAGACCAAGCUGCUGGUGGUGGACAGAGAGACCGAUGAGUUCUUCAAGAAGUGCAAAGUGAUCCCAUCUCAGGAGCAUCUGAAUGGUCCCUUGCCUGAGCCCUUCACCAAUGGGGAGAUCCAGAAGGAGGCGGCCUCCGAGAACCCCAGACCGAUGCUGGCAAGGUCCACCUCCAGUGACACCAGUGAAGAGCUGAAUUCUCAAGACAGCCCCAAGGAACAGGACCCCACGGCACCCUCAUCUACCUCUUCCUCCUCCGACCCCAUCCCGGACUUCACCAUCUCCCUGGCCGCGGCCAAAGAGAGGGCCCACCAGAAGCGCGGCAACAAGCGGGCCCCGCAGAUGGACUGGAGCAAGAAAAACGAACUCUUCAGCAACCUCUGAGCGCGUCCCCCGGCCACCCGGGAAAGCUGGAGGGCUGGGCCCACACCCCAACUCAGCCCCCUUCCCCUCCCCGCCCCCCACUCACCCACGAAUGACUUACAAAUCAGCACCAGCAUCUCCCCUCUUGGCCAAUCUGAUUUUUCUAGAGAACUACAUGAAUGUUUGCCUUUCCUACUCCAAUCAAAGAGCAGACUGUCCCCCUCCUCGCAGAGGGCUUCAGCCCACCAGGUGUCUGCUCGCCACCCCUCCCGGGACAUCACUGGGAGCUACACCAUGCAAGGACCAUGGGACUGGGAGAGGGGUCACGGCCUCAAGUGAUGACUGGGCCCAGGGUUGGAGGACUUGGAUUACAGCAGUAAGCACCUCAUCCUGAGAGGGCUGGGUUGGGCAUCUUAUUUUCGUUCACUUUUUUUUUUUUUUAAAGAGUCCAGUAUUGCAGAGUUCAGAGGGAUUUUUGUUUCCUGAUUAACAUGAUUUUCCAGGUUGUUGCAUCUAGGACAUAGCAGCGGCCUCAGCCUUAAAUUUUUUGUUUCUACUCCCACCCCAGAAACCUGGGCAGGUGGGGGGAGGGCUUGGCCACACCCUGCUCAGCCCUGAGCCAGGCACCACCACUGUAACUGUACAAACUCCAUCGGAAAUUCAACUGGUUUCUCCAAA